UAUAAAUUACGGGUUGUGGCGACUUGCUUCUGUAUCCUUUACCCACACUUUACUGAUCCAUGGGGGACUACAAGCACCUGGCAAUAGUCGAGUUCAAGGAUAAUGCAGCUGUGGAUGAGAUAUUGAAGGGAAUGGAGAAGCUUGUGUCCGAGAUCGAUUAUGUCAAAACCUUUGAAUGGGGACAGGACCCUGAAGGCCAAGAUAUUCUGAGACAGGGCUUCACCCAUGUCUUCUUAAUGACAUUUAGGGACAAAGAAGACUGCAGUGCCUUCCUUAGCCAUCCCAGUCAUGUCGGGUUUUCUGCUACUUUCUCUGCUGCUAUAAAAAAGAUAGUCGUGCUCGACUUCCCUUCUGCUCUUGUGAAGGCACAAGCAGAGUGACCUGAUUAUUGCGAAUAAUCCUUGUUGUGUCUGUGUGCCUGUGGAACAUUUCCUUUUAGUGUUGUUUCGAUUUUGGACCUUUGCUUCCAUUGAAUAAGGAUGUAGUUUUUUCAUGCUA
This is a messenger RNA of Punica granatum (pomegranate), 498 nucleotides long. NCBI's taxonomy places the organism in Eukaryota, Viridiplantae, Streptophyta, Magnoliopsida, Myrtales, Lythraceae. The record is from RefSeq and is a predicted model, not a curated record.